UGGGGGACUAAAAUGAAAGGGAGAAAAAAAAAACUAAAGCGACGGAGAGAGAGAAAGAGAAGAGAGAGAGAGAGAGAGAGAGAGAGAGAGAGACGGCGACAUCUCCCCUUGCUUCCUUCGUGGCGAUCGAAACCCUAAUUUAACUCCAAAAAAAGAAACUUAACGGAACCUAGGUUUCGCCGCCGCCGCUGGGCGGAGGAAACAUGCGGUUGGGGAGAUGCGUUUAAUCCUCACCGUCAUGCUCUCAUUCAUCCCUUACCUCUAUUCAUCUCCUCACCGUCCCUGCUCUUCCCCCGUCUCUCGUCCUCGCCUCCGUCGCUGCCGUCUCAGUCGUUUCGCCACCGCAUUGGUCGCUACAUCCGCUCUUCUCCUCGCCUCCGUCGCCUGGCUCUCCCUCGUCUUCUCACCCGCCACUUCUCGCUGCUGGCAUCUCCUCAGAGAUUGGGAAGACGCACAUAUCUGGAACAGACGCUACCAUCCUCACAUCCCUACCGAAAGAGAAAUCGAAAUCUCGCCGCCAGCUCUCCCUAUCUUCGAUCACGACGAUGAGAUUAUCCAACCUAGGAAUCGAACUCUCGAUCUCACUCUGAACCACUUGAUGUUUGGCAUCGCUGGAUCUUCACAGCUCUGGGAACGUCGCAAGGAGCUCGUGAGGCUAUGGUGGAAGCCUUCUCAGAUGCGCGGCCACGUCUGGCUCGAAGAGCAGGUUUCACCAGAGGAAGGGGACGAUUCUCUUCCUCCCAUCAUAGUCUCCGAAGACUCUUCUCGUUUCCGUUACACAAACCCCACUGGCCAUCCUUCCGGACUCCGAAUCUCCCGCAUCGCCAUGGAGUCUUUCCGCCUCUCUCUCCCUGGCGUCCGCUGGUUUAUCCUCGGAGACGACGACACCAUCUUCAAUGUUAUCAACCUUCUUGCUGUCUUGGCCAAGUACGAUCCUUCCGAGAUGGUUUACGUCGGAAACCCGUCCGAGAGCCACUCCGCUAACUCCUACUUCAGUCAUAGUAUGGCUUUCGGAGGCGGGGGAAUCGCCAUUAGCUACCCUCUUGCCCAAGCUCUCUCUCGCAUCCAUGAUGAUUGUAUCGAUAGAUACCCUAAGCUAUACGGUAGCGAUGAUCGUCUCCACGCUUGUAUCACUGAACUCGGAGUUCCUUUGUCCAAAGAGCCUGGCUUUCACCAGUGGGACAUUAAGGGAGAUGCUCAUGGCAUCUUGUCCUCUCAUCCCAUCGCACCUUUUGUCUCUAUUCAUCACGUUGAAGCUGUUAAUCCUCUAUACCCCGGCUUAUCCACAUUAGAUAGUUUGAAACUCUUCACAGAAGCUAUGGUUUUGAGCCCCAGGAGUGUUUUGCAGCGAUCCAUCUGUUACGAUCAUACUCGCAAGCUGACUUUUUCCAUCUCUCUUGGUUAUGUUGUACAAGUUUUCCCCAACGUCCUCUCGCCACGGGAUCUUGAGCGAGCUGAGCUUACCUUCUCUGCCUGGAACGGGAUAAGACAUCCCAGUGAGUUUGAUCUUGACAUAAAGCCUCCUGUUUCGUCUCUCUGUAAGAAGCCUAUACUCUUCUUCUUGAACGAGGUAGGACGUGAAGGCAAUGCGACCCUUGGAACCUACUCUAGAUCAUUGGUGAAAGAUGAUUUGAAGAGGAAGCUUCUGUGUUUUCAACGCUCUCCUCCUCUGCCUAAUGUGGAAAAGAUCCAGGUCUUAGGGCUUCCUCUGAGCAAAAAUUGGCACUUGGCACCAAGACGGUUGUGUUGCAGAGCAACUCCAACUACUAAUGAGCCUUUCAGAUUAACAGUUGGGCAGUGUGGAAAGAUCAUUUUGGGUUCCACGAUUAGUUCCCAAUGAACACUUGAUACUGGAUCUAAAGCAUAUGUUCUUUCAGCUCCAUCCUGUGGCUUGUACAUAGGUAAGAUCCGGGACCUUAACUGUUGUCUGACCUAGAAUGCUAAUGCCCAAAAUUUGAAAUAUUUUUCUUUCACUGUCACUCUUUUGUCUAUUCCUCGUUUCACUUUAUUUUUUUGUACAUCUGAGAUUGGUCAAGAACUCAACCCUUCCUGUUGAGAAAUCGAGUGCAUUGUGUACAACAUUUGAUCUUAGCACAACAUUGAAACUUCUUAUCUAUCUCAGUAAUUUGUUUUACUGA
Messenger RNA from Raphanus sativus (radish), 2138 nucleotides. RefSeq lists its product as uncharacterized. Gene Ontology annotation, molecular function: acetylglucosaminyltransferase activity. Lineage: Eukaryota; Viridiplantae; Streptophyta; Magnoliopsida; Brassicales; Brassicaceae. The coding region runs from base 218 to 1840 and encodes 540 amino acids. The transcript is spliced from 3 exons. The record is from RefSeq and is a predicted model, not a curated record.